This is a messenger RNA of Podospora pseudocomata, 1143 nucleotides long. RefSeq lists its product as uncharacterized. The coding region runs from base 1 to 1143 and encodes 380 amino acids. Lineage: Eukaryota; Fungi; Ascomycota; Sordariomycetes; Sordariales; Podosporaceae. The transcript has a single exon. The record is from RefSeq and is a predicted model, not a curated record.
AUGUCACUUCGUCGACCAGGUUUCUGGGCUCGGCAGGCAAAGUCGUCUUAUAAAAACCAAAUCAACAUCCCCUUUUCUCACCACACACAAACACCAACACCAACAUCAACAUCAACAUCAACAUCAGCAUCAACAGACAAGAUGCACCUUCACCACCUCGCCCUCCUCGGGGCCAUCCCCCUAUCACUGGCUCACCCAUCCCCGUCAACCCCCUCCAUCACCGAGCUCUUCGCCUACCCCCCCACAAACCCCAUUUUCCUCGAAAACCUCCUCCCCCUCCCGGACUCCCGCCUCUUACUCUCCUCCUUCUCCCCCUCCCUACUCCUUUUCUCUCCCAACUCCCCCACAACCCCAACCGCCCUCACCCCCUUCCCAAACUGCACCUCCUACACAGGCCUAACCUCCCUCUCCCCCACCACCUACGCCGUCACAGGCGGCGUCAUGGCCGGCCUCGGUCUCGACCCCACCACAACCGCCCUCCACAUCUUCUCCCUCCCCCCCAACUCCACCACCCCCACCCUCCUGAACUCCAUCCCCCUCAACUACCCCCUCCCCAACGGCCUCCUCGCCCUCCCUUCCAACAAAAGCAUCAUCCUCUCGGCCGACUCCCUCACCGGCUCCAUCCUCCGAAUCGACACAACAACCAACACCGUCACCACAAUCCUCCAAUCCCCCCAGCUCCUCGGCGGCACAGUCUUCCCCCUCGGCAUCAACGGCCUCGCUGCCCGGCCCCUGUUCGACGGAUACCUCUACUUUACCGUUUCCGGCCAGGGGUAUUUCGGGAGGAUCAAACUCUCCAACCAGGGUUACAUCCCCUCGGGCAGCCAAAUCCAAGUGCUGGCCCAGAUUCAGGACCCCGGGUGGGUCAACGCGUUUGACGAUCUCGAUUUCGACCACACCGGCAAGAGCGCCUACAUUGCCUGGCAGAGGGGGAGGGUCGUCAAGGUUACUCAGGCCGCAUGGGGACAGCAGUGGACGCAAGAGGUUAUCGUCAAUGGGACCGAGGAUGUGACGCUGAAGGGUGUUACGGCGGUGAAAUUCGCGAAGGGCUGGUCGGGGAGGAAGGUUUUGUUUGCUACCACCGGGGGACUGGAGGGGGAGAACGAUCAGGUGGGAGGGCAGGUGGUGAGGAUUGAUCUCUAG